Dinoponera quadriceps is the source of this 1382-nucleotide messenger RNA. It is a transcript of the gene pn, whose product is annotated as protein prune homolog. Lineage: Eukaryota; Metazoa; Arthropoda; Insecta; Hymenoptera; Formicidae. The record is from RefSeq and is a predicted model, not a curated record. The transcript has 6 exons. The coding region runs from base 76 to 1206 and encodes 376 amino acids. Gene Ontology annotation, cellular component: cytoplasm. Gene Ontology annotation, molecular function: exopolyphosphatase activity.
AGGCAACUAUAUAGAAAGAAAAGGGAUAAGAAAAGAAUAAACUUCCAAGUUAAAAUAAGGCAAACACAAGGAGCCAUGGAAUCUUUUCUUAAAGCAUCAAAGGUUGCAUUGUCCGACUUAUCGCCGUACCAAAUCAUCCGCGUUAUUCUGGGAAAUCAGACCUGUGAUUUGGAUUCCGCUGUUUGUGCCUUGGCACAAGGAUUUUCAGAGUACGUCAAUGCCAAGAAACAUGGACAAAGUGAUCUUGCUGUGAUACCAGUUCUGAAUAUUCCAGAGAAGGAGUUCCGUAUCAAAACUGAAGUAGUCUAUUGGUUGAGAUCUCAUAAUAUUCCAUUGUACCUGAUAACAUUCAGAGAUCAGAUUAAUUUGCAAAAUCUGCAGAACAAGACUGACAAGAAGCUGGAGCUGAUUCUAGUUGAUCAUCAUAUUCUUCCGAAUGAAGAUAUUGUUCUGAAACCUUCAGUAACGAAUAUUAUCGAUCAUCGACCAUUAGAUCCAGCCUGGUCAUGGUCUAACAUACUGUUAAACGUAGAAAUUGUUGGAAGCUGUACAAGUCUUGUCGCACGUGACAUACUCCAAAAAAAUCCUGACAUGUUAGAUGCUCAGCUUGCAAGUUUCUUGAUCGGUCCAAUUUUGGUUGAUACCUACAAUAUGUCAGCUAAGGGUGGACGAGUAACCGCCACCGAUGUUGAUGUAAUAAAUAAACUCGAACAACUCGGUAGACUCAGAACUGAUAGAACUGAGGUAUUUAACAAGAUUAUGAAUGCAAAGACAGACAUUAGCGAGUUGACCGUUGAAGAACUCAUGCUUAAAGAUCUGAAAGUAACAAAUGGUGUACCUAUUGCAGUAUUUCCUCUUUUAGUGGAGAAUCUUCUUACGCGAGAGAAUGCAAAAGAGAUGAUUGAAAAGUUUGGCAUUGAUAAAAAUUGUACCGUCAUUGUUCUCAUUGGUCUCGAUGUAAGCGAUGGACGUAUAUCCAGAGAUAUCGCGGUCUUUUCAAUAUUAUGCGAUCAAUUAGGAAAUGACAUUAUUCAAGCAUUAACUUCUUCCACGCAACCACCCUUGAAUAUAGAUCUGGUGAAAGAGAUUCGGGAAGAAAGAUACAGUAUCUGCUUGUACAAAAUAGGAAAUUUAGAAGUGACGCGCAAGCAGAUACUGCCGAUUGUACAAAGAACAGCGUUAUUACAUAACAACGAGCGAAUAUAAAUAAACAAAGAGAAUGGGGAAAUUGUACAGAGGAACAAGAGUUGCGCCGAAUAUAUGACCGAACAUUCGAAAGGUGUUCUUUAAAGUCAAAGCUUUUGCAAAGUUGAUCCUUUUAAUCCUUUCAUUCAUACAAUUUCUUCCAUUCCUCCUCGAUCAUAUAUCAUUGGAAAUAACAA